Messenger RNA from Plasmopara halstedii, 1971 nucleotides. RefSeq names its product dna repair. Gene Ontology annotation, cellular component: nucleus; XPC complex; nucleotide-excision repair factor 2 complex. The coding region runs from base 1 to 1971 and encodes 656 amino acids. Gene Ontology annotation, molecular function: single-stranded DNA binding; damaged DNA binding. Lineage: Eukaryota; Oomycota; Peronosporomycetes; Peronosporales; Peronosporaceae. The transcript has a single exon. Gene Ontology annotation, biological process: mismatch repair; nucleotide-excision repair. The record is from RefSeq and is a predicted model, not a curated record.
AUGGUGUCCGAUGACGAGGAGAACGAUGAGUUCGCGUACUCUGAAGGCGAAUUGGACGAUGAUGACGUAGAUUGGGAAGAUGUUAAUACGCAACAGCAGGAUGCUGAACCUUUGACAUCUGAUCCGUAUGCUUCCCGCGCUACUUCCGUGGCUCAAGAGUCUGCUGUAAAUAUCGACACUAUUCUGAUCCACAAGAAUGAGAAAGUGUCUUCAGAUUUACAGCAUGUUGACUGGGAGCAAGUAAAUCGCUCAUUAGCAGAGCAAGAUGCAGCAUCUGUGACUCGUAAAAGACGUCGUCCACCCAUUCGUCUGACGAAGUACGAAAAACAGCGAGAGAGGGCUUUGCAUCAAACACAUUUGUUACUAUUGCUUGCGAUGCGCAUAAAGUGGAUGCACGUCACGCGGUCGCAGUUACUGCAAGGGUUAAUGCUAUCGCUUACUACAACUAGCAACGUCGAUUUCUUCGUCGAUAUAAAGCAGCAGCCGCUUUCUUACUCGCUUGAGCUGAUACUUCGGUGGUUCAAUCGCGAGUUUCAAGUGAUUGAUAAAAUGAUUGAUCUUGAAGAAGACAAUUUUAUGACCGAGUCGAGUCUGAUAAAUGUCUUUUACUUACGAAAAGGUUGCGACUACGAGUUGACUCUGCUCUUCGCUGCCUUGUGUGGAGCGCUACAGCUGCGCUAUCGUCUCACGUGUGCGUUAGACCCGCUGCUUGUACAAAGAGGGAAAGCGUUUGAGGCAACGUUUAAGAAAAGACAGAAUAAGGGAAGGCGAGUACGAACAUUCGCUGAGUCAGAAAAGGAAAAAGUAGAAGAAAAGCAGGAAAUUAAAAAAGAUAUGGAUCCAGAAAACUUGGAUUUGGCGCAUCGGGUGUAUUGGUUAUGGUGUGAGGUAUUGGAUGAAAAGGCCGAGAAAUGGAUUCACGUAGAUGUAAUUCGUCGAUUAGUCGAUCGACCACAAGAGAUCGAAGCACUGCGUGGCAAAGCGGCUCGUUUUUCGUACGUCGUAGGAAUUCAAGACAAUAAUUUGCUUGUGGAUGUCACAGCACGGUACACUGUUCAAUGGAGCAAGAGCUUUGAGUUGCGACUUGCUGACUCCUGGAUCAAACAAGUGAUUGAACAAUAUAAUGAAGAUACAGGAUUACUGCAGCAAUCAAUAUCGUCGAAUGAACAUGAUGAAAAAGUGGCUCUUGAUAAGGAAAAGAAAGAACUAGAGACAUUUAAGUUAGCAGAAGGUAUGCCAACCAGUCUAGAAGGGUUUCGAAAGCAUCAUUUGUACGUUCUGGAGCGUCAUCUUGGUCAGCUAGAGUAUCUUCAUCCACGAAAAAUUGUAGGUCUUUUCAAUGGCCAGCCAGUCUUUCUUCGGGAACAUGUACAGCGACUUCAAUCGGCGUUUAAGUGGCGUCGUUGUGGUCGUGUAGUGAAGGAAAGUGAGCGUCAAAACCCGGCAAAGUGGCAGUCAAGAAAUAACGAUUUUGGCUGUGGUGGAAACGAUAGUAACGACGAUAAUGAAGGAGAAAAAGAUAAAAGCUCAUCUUUAGCACUCUUUGGAAUAUGGCAGACGACAGAGAUCGAAUCUCCUCAACUUGUGAAUGGCCUCGUGCCAAAGAAUCAAUACGGUAACAUUGAGAUCUGGAGUCCAGCUCAUAUUCCGCGUAAUGCAGUGCAUCUUCGCCUCCCUCGUAUCGAAACUAUUGCUGAAUCCUUGGGCAUUGACUUUGCACCUGCAGUCGUAGGUUUUGAAGUUCGCAAUGGCCGCCCAAUGCCAAAAGUCUCGGGUAUUGUCGUGGCACAGAGUCACGAAAGUAUGCUACUUGAUGCCCAUGCAGAGAGGCAACAACAGACGAUAGAAAAAGCUAUUGCACACAACCAAAAGCUUGCGAUUAAACGCUGGGAAAAUCUCACAAAACGAUUGCUGUUGCGUCAACGGCUCGAAGACGAUUACGGUUCCAUUCCAUGUACAGAUUGUCGCUAA